AAUACAGCAUGCGCUUGCUGAAGACACGUAACUGCAAGGGGUGUGCUUCUACCACAGGGGAGGCCAGAAUUAAGGGUCUUCAUCGAGAACGACACGCACACGCCGGUCUGCACGCCAGUGGACCCCCGCCCCCUGGUCCUUCUUCUUUCCGAUAUGACGUCACAACUGCAUACGACACCUGGACGAGACUGCAAGACUGGUCCAUGGGACUGGUCCAUACUGGCCAGAUGAUAGUUACAGCUUCGACUAACCGACUCUGACCUUGCCCGCCAAGAUCGUGUUCUCGCGCAGCCUGGACAUAGCCUAUCAUAACGCACCCCAUAAUUUUACAUAUUGCACACACUCGCAUGCAUCGUUGUCGCCGUUGCCACAAAGGCUGACACCAAACCCUAGCGAUAACGCUGAUGCUGUCGCGGUCGAGGUGAUCCAUAGGUAUAUCCUGGCCGCAAACGAGCAACAACAGAUACUAUAACCACUAAGAAGCGACACCAGGAACAGCGAGGGCGUGGCGCGGUCAAUGCGCGCUGUAGACAUGCAAGGACUGGCCUGCAAACGAGCUAUCACUAGCCCGUUGUGUGGCCCUUGUGCAAACGCACGCUCAGUGCUAGCAACGUGCCGCCCCGCGUCACCGGCCCCACCACCACCACCACCACUCGCGAGCCCCGCACUGACUGUGCCCCGUUGGCCAGCGCCAUGCCGCGCCCGGUCCUUGCGCUGCGCCGUCGGCCCCUCCCCUGGCCCCGCCGGCCCCACUCCCUCCUCUCCCGACGGCGCCAGCAGCAGCACCAACAGCAGCAGCACCAAUAGCACCAACAACGGUAGCGCCAACAGCAGUGGCAGUGGCGCCGGCGCGGCGCAGGAGGACCCUUUGUCUCUGGAGGCGGCCGCGGCCACUCUGGACGUCAUCUGGGGUCUGGCCCGGCGGCGGCAGGUGGACGAGCUGCUGCGCUACUUCCCGGACAGUGUGGUGGAUGGAGCGGACGAGCUGCGCAGCGCGGCGGAAUCGGACAGGCCGCUGACGUUCCGCGACGUGGUGGAGUACGGCUUUGAGAUAAAGGGGUUCACAUUCGACUCCUACGCCGAGCGCCACCUCUACUUCGCGCCGCCCGCAGCCGUGACGCGCCUCAGCGGCUUCCGCACCGCACCCGACCGCUGCGUGCUGCGGUACGCCGUGGCGGAGCGGCAGGAGCAGGAGCAGGCGGGGGCGGAGGAGGCAGAGGAGGCGGGGGCGGGGGCAGCGGGAGCAGCGGCUGGGGGAGGAGCUGGCGGCGCGGGCGCAGGAGAACGGGCCAUCCUCACGUUCGGGCUGGAGUGCCGCGAGAUGCUGUCGCCGCACUACCGCUCAGCGCGCAUCGACUACGUAUGGCAGGUGGUGUCUGUGACUGGCGAGGCGGACCCGGCGGCGCUGCAGCAGCACCAGUUGGACCGGCGCGGAGGAGGCAUCAGGUCAGCGGCAGCAGGCGCAUCAGCAGGAGGGGCAGGAGGGGCGGAGCAGCAGCAGGCGGCGGAGCGGGAUGACGCCGCGGAGGAGCACCCGCGCGGGCCGCACCCCUGCAUCCCGCCCGAGGCGGUUGUGGCAGCGCAGCUGGCCGCACUCAAGGCCGACGACGCGGCCACGGUGUUCGCAUUCGCCUCGCCCGGCAACCAGGCCGCCACGGGGCCGCUGGAGCGCUUCGCGGCGCUGCUCCGGAACCCUAUGUACCGGCCGCUGCUGCGCCACCGCACCGCCGCGCCCUACCGGCGCAAGAUGCUGUCCGCCAACAGCUACAGCGAGGUGGCCAAGGUGGUCAGCGACAACACGGGCCUGGACAACACGGUUGAGAUGGUGUACCUGUGGGAGCUGUCCAGGCAGGGCCCCGCCGCCGGCCCCUUCCAGGGCUGCUGGAUGGUGGACGGCGUCAGCCUGGUGGCUGCCAAGGUGCUCAGCUGAGACUGAGACUGGCGCCGUGGGGGCAUGCAGAUCGAGUAGUCCUUGAUGAGCCCAUUGCCGCCGCACUGUAUGCUGCGCUGCUGUGAAACGGAGUGGGCGCGUGGGACUCCCACGCAGCUCAGCAGCUCAGCCUCAGGUUACAUGGGUUACAAGAGGGACCUGCUCGGCCUCAGGCCCCGGGCUUAGUGGGGGACGGGCGUCGGCGCGGCCGUGUGGAUGAUGCCGAGACGCGGUGGGGUCUGUCAGGACCAAACCAUGAAGAGACGCCUUAGGCUUAUUGCAGGUUCAUUGGGGUUGGGCUGCGGGCACACCGGUUGCGGGCGGCUCUAUUGUUGUACGCGGUUGAAGGAGCAUGGGGGCAGGCGUUAAGGGCGGGCUCACUGCGAGCCGCUGGAGCGGGUAUGUGUCUCAGCAGGCUGUGACCCCUACUGAUCCGUCGGCGCAGCUUGGCCGGGCAGCGACCUCCAUCCAGCAGUUGUUCCAGAGGCAGCCGCGUCCCCACAACCACAUUGUAAAGCCAUACGGUA
Messenger RNA from Chlamydomonas reinhardtii, 2457 nucleotides. RefSeq lists its product as uncharacterized. Bases 518 to 1930 code for a protein of 470 amino acids. The transcript is spliced from 7 exons. The record is from RefSeq and is a predicted model, not a curated record. NCBI's taxonomy places the organism in Eukaryota, Viridiplantae, Chlorophyta, Chlorophyceae, Chlamydomonadales, Chlamydomonadaceae.